CUAUAUUUCUGAUGGUAAUUACCUGGAUAAAUUAUUGGAAAACGUCUUCACGAUUAUAGGACCUAUCGAUCUGGACCCCAUGCCAUUAUGAUCUUCUCACAAUCUCCUUGGAUAUGGUUUAUACCUGUGUUUUUAGUCCUCAUCCUAAUCGUAACAAUCGUCGCAAUUUGCAUCUGUAAAUGGCCUCGUCGUAAGGUCCCGCGUCAUGUCGACCCGCGAAUCAUCCUCAAGGAUGUCAAUCACGUCGAAGUCAUCUCCAACCCCGGCGUCCCCGCGUCGCCGACCAUGCCUCGGUUCUCCACCGCUGGCGACGGCCUAAUGGUCCGGAAGAUCGACCUCACCAUCCCACCGGAAGUUCCAUCCGUCGAUCCGCCGCCGCUCCCGUCGCGGCCGCCGUCGAUGGCGGCUGUUCAAAAGAAAGCGUCUUCGAAGAGGCGAAAGAGUAAAAAGAACCAACUGCGCCUCGUAGAUGAUAAUUACCGAGGCCUUGAAGAACCGAACUUCAGUACCAUGAUACCGGAUAUCACAAUCAUGGAUGUGGAUAUAUCCGAUCAUAAGCGGUUCGAGUUCAACUUGGAUCCGACCGAAUGCGAGAGGGACAAACUUAUAUUAGAUUGAUUUUUUUUUGAACCCUCAUAUUCUCUGGAGCCAAUGAAUCCUGUGAGUCCUGGAUGCGAACUUGGACGAGCGGAUAUAAUAAUGACAGUAUUGAGA
Molecule: messenger RNA, 714 nt
Organism: Lytechinus pictus (painted urchin)
Lineage: Eukaryota; Metazoa; Echinodermata; Echinoidea; Temnopleuroida; Toxopneustidae
Exons: 1
Coding region: 88-618 (176 amino acids)
Source: RefSeq, a predicted model, not a curated record